AUGGAGAAUCUGAGAGCCAUGUUACAACAGAAAAUGUUAUCACAAGUGAUCGACAUGGCGAGUAAGAUGUCUGCCAAUGAAUCUGAUGAUCAAGAUGAGAUGGAGGUUACUGAAACUUUAGAGGACAUGGACACAACUGAUCCAACUAAAAAAUAUUUCUGUUCAAUCACAUAUUCAAGAAAAGAAGACGAGGACUCCAAUUAUGAAGAGGACUUUUUCGACACUUCAGACGAAGAUGACGACGACGACGAUGAUUUCCAGGCUGAGGAACCAACGGAAAGAACCAUUCCAGUGGCAAAACAAUACUCCAGCCUAUCUGAAUACAAAUGGGAUCAGUAUGGUACAAGGCAAGGUGUGACGGAAGCGAGGAACCGUCAACUGAAUAUCAGAAAAAAUAGCGAAGAAAGCCGAGCGCGAGCAGCUGUAGAACAUUACAUUCGAGUCAAGAACACGGGAUCCUGCAGGAAUCCUAUCCCGAAAGUCAUUCCAGUACAACAGGAGUAUCCUAACCCGGCAGUUACCUACACUCCUCACUGCACGGUACUUUACAGGUGCGCAGAAGAUACAGGGUGUUGUAGACAUGACGGCGCCACUUGCCAGUACAAGGAUAGAGUGGAAAUACCGCUAUAUUUCUAUGUGAAGGAACUGGGUUCGGACCAAGCCAAGGUGGAAAAAUUGACGUUUUACAACCACACGGAAUGCGAGUGCAAGGAAAAACAGGAAGAGGCAGUCACGGAGAGGCACAAAAGGACUGGCACGCCAGAUGGGGGCAGUGCGGAGGUGUUCAACCAAACGCGAAAUAGUGGAUUGGAUUUGAAAUCCAGAAGUGACGGUCCGGAAAAUAUACAAAUUAGAUGUAAAUGUCCGAAAGAGUUCACACCUCGAAUAAAAUAUUCGUCCAAAUGUUACUGCGACUGCGAAGAAUCGAAUCAAGACUGUCUUCGGAUGAAGAGAGGGAAAGAGUACAACAGCCUUAGUGACAGAUUGUAA
Molecule: messenger RNA, 990 nt
Organism: Sitophilus oryzae (rice weevil)
Lineage: Eukaryota; Metazoa; Arthropoda; Insecta; Coleoptera; Curculionidae
Product: vascular endothelial growth factor A-like
Exons: 6
Coding region: 1-990 (329 amino acids)
Biological process (GO): hemocyte migration
Cellular component (GO): membrane
Molecular function (GO): growth factor activity
Source: RefSeq, a predicted model, not a curated record